Molecule: messenger RNA, 1338 nt
Organism: Camelina sativa (false flax)
Lineage: Eukaryota; Viridiplantae; Streptophyta; Magnoliopsida; Brassicales; Brassicaceae
Source: RefSeq, a predicted model, not a curated record
CAUAAAAGCAAAUUGACUAUACCAAAUUUACUCUCUGGAUCUGCCCAACCAAGCUCCCCAUUUUUUUAUUGUUCCAACAGCUCCUUUCCCAAACAAAACAACAAAAGGCCUUCCUUCCUUUUUUUCUUCUUCUUCUUGAAGAAUUAUCUGAAGCAUCGAGAGGUUAUGUGGUGCUAAGCAUCAAGCAUCAAAUAGGGGGUGGAUCGUCUUUAAGGGUUUUCAAUCAUGGGAAAGGAGAAUGCUGUUUCUGGCAACACCAUACGGCUCCAUGGUCGCCCUGUAACUCGUGCUCUUGCCUCUGCCUUGCGUGCUUCUUCUAAGCUGAUCACAUCUUCAGAAGUGGCUGCUACAUCACAUAACCAGGGACGGGUUCUGAGAGCAAAGUCUAAACGAACAGCCUUGGAUGAGAAGAAAGCCAAUGCACCUAAGAAGCGAGCUGUUCUCAAGGACAUUACUAAUGUUACCUGCGAGAAUUCUUACACAAGUUGCUUCAAUGUUGCGGUGGACAAUAUCAAGCAGGUAAAGAAGGGACGAGCGAGCUCUUCCAAGGUGGCAUCUUCUUCGGCUACUUCACAAGUUACAGAUGAAAAGGUAGAAGUUGUGGCAAAUUCAGCAGGAGGAAGCUUGUCGGAUUGUACAGGCACGAGCUUGGGUACAAACGAAGCAUCUUAUAGCUUUAUCGCAAAGCCGAGUUCAAGAUUGCCGCCAAGACCCCUUGGGACAGUUGAAAGAAGUUGUGUUGGAGCAAGUUCCAGUGUCGCAAGUAUCCCAAAAUUCUUUGACAUUGAUUUAGAUGACAAGGAUCCUCUACUCUGUAGCCUUUAUGCACCUGAUAUCUACUAUAACCUGCGUGUUGCUGAGCUUAAACGCAGACCAUUUCCUGAUUUUAUGGAAAGGACUCAAAGAGAUGUGACUCAGACAAUGAGGGGAAUUCUGGUUGAUUGGCUUGUAGAGGUAUCAGAGGAAUACACACUUGUACCUGACACACUCUACCUAACAGUGUAUUUGAUAGACUGGUUUCUACAUGGAAACUACGUGGAAAGACAGAGACUUCAAUUGCUUGGCAUCACCUGUAUGCUCAUUGCUUCAAAAUAUGAGGAAAUAUGUGCGCCACGGAUUGAGGAGUUAUGCUUCAUCACGGAUAACACUUACACAAGAGAUCAGGUCCUGGAAAUGGAGAGCCAAGUACUCAAGCAUUUUAGCUUUCAAAUUUACACUCCCACUUCAAAGACAUUCCUCAGGAGAUUUCUUCGAGCAGCUCAAGCUUCAUACCCGAGCCCAAGUCUGGAAAUGGAGUAUCUGGCGAAUUACCUAACGGAAUUGACGUUAAAAGACUAU